CCUCGGUUGGACCACGCUAGUCUACUCCACUCUAUCUACCACUCCCUCGGAAACCCACCUAUGCAUCGCAUUUCCAUCUUGGCACCACUAUUACCAGCCGUACUUGUCGCUUUUUAUGAGCUUUCUUCAAGCAAAGCUCCCGAAUCAUGUUCUGAUUUACUGUCGACUCGCGGGCGACGUUUCCCAUACACAUCUCCGCACUCCGGGUAUCGUCUCCCGCAUGGGCUCGAGCCUAGAUCUCAAUGCGUGUGAUGUACCGACCCUCAUGUCAGGUCAAACCUGCACUAGUUACGAUACCCCGUGGGGAUCCAGGCUAAUGCACCAACCCCCGCUUCAGACUGCUGAUCAUGCCGGGACAUAACCGUUGUUGGUUGGUCAAAGGAUCUCACAUGUAGCUUGCAAGCUGCCGAAACUGCUCUAUAAUAAGCCUAAGUACCGCCCAGAAAUGAUACUGCCGUCUUAUAUUUGGGAAUAUCAAGUGUAUCUGGAGCAUCAUGACGCAUACUAGUGGCUAUAAUGUUGCUGUGGGCCUCAUCGUAGCGGUUGGAAGCUUCACCUACGGAUUUGGUUUCGCUUCCUUCGCGACCAGCAUAGGUCAACCUGGCUUCUUUGCAUACUUCGGUCUUUCGCAGACCGGGCCAGGGGCAUCUUAUACCAACUCCAUCAUCGGCGCCGUCAACGCCCUGUUCUUCUUUGGCGCUUGCCUCGGGGGGCUCUUCGGCGGGCCCACGGCCGACAAGAUCGGUCGGAAAUGGACGCUCUUUGGCGCAGCAUUGAUAUCCGUCAUCGGCGGUGCUUUGACAGCAGGUAGCGUGCACGUUGCCAUGCUCAUCGUCGUCCGAAUACUCCAAGGAAGCGGCCUCGGCGCUCUCGCAACCCUCGUCCCCAUCUACCUCUCUGAAGCCUCGACGCCAUCUAAGCGCGGCAUGCUGACCGGUCUUCAUGGCUUCUUCCUUGUCUCAGGCUACAACAUUUCUGCCUGGGUUGGUUUUGGGUGCUCCUUCUCCGACAACCUUACGUUUGGGUGGCGGGGGCCCAUAGCAUUCACCUGCAUCCCGCCUCUUGUCCUGCUCAUAGGAUGCUUCUGGAUCCCCGAGUCCCCUCGCUGGCUUAUCGCUCAGGGCCGCACCGACGAAGCCUGGACCAUCCUCAGCAGACUGCACCACGACCCCCACGACGAGGACCAGGUCGCCGCGCACGAGGAGUUCUACCAAAUGAAGAAGCAGAUCGAGUUCGAGGCGCAGAAUCCCAGCGGGUACAUCGCCAUCUUCCGCACGCCGUCGUACCGGAAGCGCGUAUUUCUGAGCUGCUUUGUGCAGUAUGCUGCGAAUGCGACGGGUGGGCUCGUCAUCAACUACUACUCUGUGAUUAUAUAUGGUAAUCUGGGGCUCUCGGGACACAUGCCGUUGUUGAUGUACUGCAUCUAUACGCUCAUCGGUGCGCUGGGGAAUCUUUUCUCGCUGCUGACCAUUGACAAGACGGGUCGGCGCUUCGCCCUGCUCACCGGCUUCACCGGCUGCAUGGUCUGCGUCGUCAUCGAAGCAGCCAUGGUAGGCGCCUACGUCGACGUCGCGACGCCCUCGCUCGGCGGCCAGAAAGUCGCCAUUGUAGCAAUCAUGAUGUUCGUCUUCUUCUACGGCCUCUUCAUCGACGCCGCCUCCUUCAUCUACAGCGCCGAAAUCCUCCCUACCAACAUCCGCCCCCACGGCGUCGCCCUCGCCACCACCACCUACUUCAUCGCCUGCAUCACCUUCGUCACGCCUGGCGCGACCGCCAUCGCCGCCAUCGGGUACAAGUACUUUGUCCUCUUCGCGUGUCUGACGCUCGUGAGCGUGAUUGUGGUGUACUUUAUGUAUCCGGAGACGAAGGGGAGGAGUUUGGAGGAGCUUGCGGAGCUGUUUGGGGAGAGGGUCGUGGUGCGGUUGACGGGGGUGGAUGGGGAGGAGAGGGAGGAGGUGCACGCAGAAAUCAAGAGGGAGAUGGUGGCGGAGAGGGUGGAGAAAGUGUAAGGGCCGAAAGGGGGAGAGGUCUGGAUGUAGAGAGUGCUGUGACUGAGUCAGAAUACGCGCUGUUGGUUGUACAGGGGUCAUCUUUCCUGGGAGAUGUGUGUGUUCAAAGUCAUGUCUGUUGUGAUACGUAUAGCUGAGCGCUGCCAUGGGCGAUUGCUUUGGGGCUUGAGAGAGAGCCCUGGGAUCGUCUCGAUGUGGUCAUUCCUGCAAUGUCCUCGUCGCAUGGCUAUAGCGGCAUGGAGAUGUUGGACCCUGGAAUAUCCUUGAUGCUAGUAUACGCGUCUGUUCUACUGUAACCCGUCAAGGACAACCAGCGGGAGACGGACCUGACAGGCGAGCGAUAUGCAUCGUAACGGCGU
This is a messenger RNA of Paraphaeosphaeria sporulosa, 2368 nucleotides long. RefSeq names its product arabinose-proton symporter. The transcript has 5 exons. Gene Ontology annotation, biological process: carbohydrate transport; transmembrane transport. Gene Ontology annotation, cellular component: membrane. The record is from RefSeq and is a predicted model, not a curated record. NCBI's taxonomy places the organism in Eukaryota, Fungi, Ascomycota, Dothideomycetes, Pleosporales, Didymosphaeriaceae. Gene Ontology annotation, molecular function: carbohydrate:proton symporter activity. Bases 495 to 2009 code for a protein of 504 amino acids.